AUGGCGGCGCGCGACGUGACGGACCGCUCGCACGCGCGCGGUCUCGUCUCCAAAGUAUCACAUGAGAGCUGCUCCGCGUCGAGUCGAGCACGUUUACAAAAUGAACGUACAAAAAAUAUAAAAUCAAAACAUAUAAAUAAAUGCAUAUAUCGCAGGGUCCUCGACCAGCUGUACCCGCUGUACCGCUGUCGCCGUACACGUACGGUUAAAUCUUAUCAUAUUGCAUACAAAAAUCCUACACUUGGUGUGAUCGCUGUUUGG
Messenger RNA from Brenthis ino (lesser marbled fritillary), 261 nucleotides. Lineage: Eukaryota; Metazoa; Arthropoda; Insecta; Lepidoptera; Nymphalidae. The record is from the annotation of a GenBank genome assembly.